AUGCUCAAACUCGGAACAAUCGCAGCAUUGGUAUGCUUAGCAUCGGCCGGACUCAACCCAUUUGGACUGAUGGGCGGACUCGUCCACAAUACGCUUACCGGUGCUAAUCAAGCCGUACAUCAAGGCCUGGAUUUUGCGGGAAAACAUGCGGACAUUCAAACUGACCUGGCUGAUGGUAUUGCCGGUAAAAUGCUGGGUAAAGAUAAUAUUAUUCAAAAAGUACUAGGUAGUGCCAAUCAGGCCGUUCAUAGAGGACUAGAUUUUGCCGGUCGGGUAGAGGACACCAAAACUCGUUUGGCCGACAAUUUGUUUAACGGGUUUAGUAAUCAGUUGCCCCAACACUUGCCCAUAGAGUUGCCCUCACAUACCACCGAUAAUGAUGCCGAAUAUUACCAAGUAAAAAACUCGCGUGAUUUCACUGGUAAAGUGGUUUUGAUCACUGUGUCCAACUCGGGUCUGGCCGAGGGUACUAUCAAAUUGUUUUCAAUACUCGGCGCCAAUUUGGUCAUCACCGGAACCAAUGCCACCCAUUUGGCAGAAAUAGCACAACUUGCACAACAACAAUCUCCCACACGUAGCAAUCAGCCGUUGCGAGUUGUGGCCGAUUUGACCAAAACCGCAGAUAUUGGGCGACUGGUGGGCGAAAUUGUGUACAAAUUCGGUCGAUUGGACGCAAUGAUCACAUUUGCCAACAGUUAUCCCCUGUUGAACAUUACGGACCCAAACCUAAUGGAUGUGUGGGACCAGACAUUACGGGCCGAUCUCAGGGCCACCGCUGAGCUCUUUCACCUGACCUACCCUUUGCUCGAGAAGGCCAGGGGUUCCGCCACUGUUGUCGCCACCAUUGCCGGCGUCGCACCGGUUGCUGUGGAACUGGCCUAUAGUACCGCCAAAGCUGGCGUUCAACAUAUGGUUAAAAAUCUAGCCCUCGAGUUGGGCGCAAAGGGAGUGCGAGUGAAUACUAUCAAUAUUGGUGCGAUUACACCCGACGGUACAAAUCUCGGUAACCCAGUGUUGGCGCUGAUGGAGAAAAAGGCACCGUUGGGUCAUUUGGGUGUACCCUUGGAUGUGGCCAAAGGGGCUGUGUUUUUAUCGUCAUCUGAUGCCAAGUAUAUCACCGGGGCCAAUUUAGUCAUUGAUGGUGGUAUCAUAUAUACCCGUCAUAUUUCAAAUAAUUUGACAAUGUAA
This is a messenger RNA of Medioppia subpectinata, 1188 nucleotides long. The record is from the annotation of a GenBank genome assembly. Lineage: Eukaryota; Metazoa; Arthropoda; Arachnida; Sarcoptiformes; Oppiidae.